CCAGAGAUAGAAGGCCAUGGGAAGCGCAAAGUCCAACUGGCACAGUAGCAGCGAGACGAGGAGAACUGGAAAACGUAAAGAGCGUGACCGCCAACGAAAAUUCUGGAGUGCCAAUGAGAGGCGGAAUAGAAACUUGGGCGACAGGAAAAAGAAUCGUCAAAAUUGCAUCUCGACAAUCACAAAAUCAAAAGAGAGAGAGAGAGAGAGAGAAAGUUGUAGAGGUUCAAUUCAAUGGUGCUGUGGGAGAUAACGCUCGGAACUGCGUAUUUCUUGGGUCUCAAGCGAACUUACAGGCUCGCUCUCAGGAUUCAGCGCAGGAUCGUCAACCCUAAGUACCCUAAGCUCCGCCAAUUCCUUCACAGACGGACUCGUGGUGUGUUUAAUUUAGCUCUCAGUGUGCAUCAGAACAUUCAAGAAAGGGACAUAGAAGUGGGUCGGAAUUUCGGGAACUUUAUAUUGCGAUGGCUGGAUCGAAUGAAGCCAUCGGCUCAGAUUCGGGGCCCGCCGCCGUCGAAUUGUGGGUCAGGAGGAAGAGUGGGAAAGGAUGCUGCAGCAGGUGGCACUUCUUCCAACCACAAGGCUUCAGGAAGGUCCAGGAGGGAUUCUGAUAGGCAUUUGUGUACCUCAUCAUCAUGGACAAGGCCUUUUCCGACAAUUGGGAGAAUGAUGCGACCGUCUAAUCCGGCUGGGACUACCGUCCAUGGCAGGCACUUCAGUGUCUCUAUGCCUGAAAUUGUUGGAUCAAAUUACGGAGUGAAUUGGUCAGGGGGUGUUAUUAGGAAGGACAUUUUGCAGUGGAUGCAAAACUGACCCUCCCUCUCUGGUGGAAGAUGUUGGAGUUUUGGUAGGGAUGGUGAUAGAGUACGCAAAUUUGUUAUCUCUGUUUAUUGUUUCUUUGGAUUUUUUAUAGGUAGUCAAGCUUCCUUUUCGAUAACCAGCAUUUAUGCAUUUGUUUUAAGUUUUGGUUAAAAGAACUAGUUGUUAAUAUCAUGGAUAAUUUUCCCGUUGAAUCAAUAAUGAUACUGGAGAUUUUGUGCAUUGCUUUA
This is a messenger RNA of Cajanus cajan (pigeon pea), 1046 nucleotides long. Its product is annotated as envelope glycoprotein. Lineage: Eukaryota; Viridiplantae; Streptophyta; Magnoliopsida; Fabales; Fabaceae. The record is from RefSeq and is a predicted model, not a curated record.